Priapulus caudatus is the source of this 5404-nucleotide messenger RNA. RefSeq lists its product as uncharacterized. The coding region runs from base 1580 to 3787 and encodes 735 amino acids. Gene Ontology annotation, cellular component: cytoplasm. The record is from RefSeq and is a predicted model, not a curated record. Lineage: Eukaryota; Metazoa; Priapulida; Priapulimorpha; Priapulimorphida; Priapulidae. The transcript is spliced from 4 exons.
GCGGAGACACCGCGAUCGUAUGUUGUAGAGACUCAAUCUGGGUCGUCCCUGAGACGAAACCGCAGAAGCUUGUGCAAGCUUAGCCCAGAUAUUGAGCAGGAUUUCGUCGAGAAACCGCCAGAUCGCGAAGUACAUGUGAACACCCCGCAAGCAGUUGCGCAUCCCAACUCUGGACAGUUAGUUCGUGAACAGGACAUUCCAUCCCGUGAACUGAACUUCAACCGCCACGAGGACAGUAUCAGUGAAAGUACUGAUGGACAGCUCAAGCCUAGCCAGUAUGUGACUAGGUCAGGCAGAGUGUCCAAACCAUGUGAGAAGCUAGACCUGUGAACAAUCUGUUUAGCCAGAUAGGGUUAAUGUGAGAAUAGUGUUCAAAAGGAGAGUUAAUGUGUUUAAAACGAUAAAGUGUCGAUGCGUUAAUGUGGUUACAUAGCAAUUGUUGCGGUAUUAUAUAAUCUUUGUCAGGAAUGAUCUUUGGAUAAUUUGGACUGUAUGGGAAUUAAUAUCUGCAAGAGCUGCAUUAUUAGUUUUAUUUUCAUCUCAAAGGGGGAUGUUGUAUUAUCUGUUCUUGUGUCAACAAGUUAUCAGCACUGGCAUGUGCUGCCACCUAUGGAGGUUGGGAGGAACUAAAUAAACAUGACUGGUUUCUGUUAACUCAAGGCUUUCGUCCUACUCAUUAUUUGUGUCUAAUUAACGCCCACAAGAUAAACCUCCUGUCUCAACAGUUAACUGUUGAAAUCGGUUUAAAUUAUGGUAUAUAAAAACUGCCUGUAACAGACCGAUAGUGUUCCCUACUCACUAUUUAAUAUGCUGAAUCAUAUGCAUCUAUAAUUUGACCCUCACACAGUAGUUUUAUCAGCCUGCACUCUGCAUUACCACUUGAUAUUUUAUCAUAUAUAGUUUAGUUACAUUGAGUUUCAGGGAGUCUCUGUUGCCAGCAUGUUUUCUUUUGUUACAUCACUUCAUGAUGUUGUAACAUGUGUUUUGCACGUGUUACAUGAAUUAGUCAGCGAGGCUAGACUAGGGUUGUUUGGUGACCAGUUAGUCUGUGUAGACGCAGCGCCGCGCAUCUUGGGCGGCUGCAUUGAUGUUACAAGGAAUUGGAUAAUCGGGGUUUAGGUUAGGCAGUUUCGAGGGUCAUUGUGAAAUGGGGGUAGGACGCGGUCUGGGAGAAUGUGUACAUGUGCGUGCAGGAUGUUCGUAGGAGUUUUUUGGGGGGAUAUAUAUGACAGAGAGGUAAUAGUCGGGGCAGGCUGGUUCUGGUCGCCAGAGAAAGCACACGCGCGUGCCAUGCGCGUGUGCGUGGUUUUGUGUCUCUUUGUGCGAUGUGUUUACACUGUAUGAGUUAUUAAAGAUUAUUCCGAUUACAACGCAAGUUUGGUUUUAUGUCAUCAUUCCUGUUUACAAUGUGUUUUUGCAACAUAUAUGUAAUCACAUGCUUCUAAUAAUCUGUACUUUCUCCCUGACAGAAUGCGAAAGUAGUGCCUACAUUAUAUCUACUGCCAUGUUCGGGACACAUUAUCCACGGAGAUUUCACUCAUUUUAGUACAGACAUAUAUCCGAAUGUUCACUAGUGUCGAUGGGUGAGCAGUGUGAUGGAGAUCAGGCUGCAGCAUUGCGUGUUGACCUGUGCCAGUCUUACGUGGACUUUGCAAGAUAUGCCAAGCCAAAACAGCAAGAGGAAGAAAUAAAAGAAGAGCUGGUUGAACUUGCAUUCAAGUUUCUGGCACUAGCUCCGGAUUCGGUCAAAUUUUCAAUGCAGGGCUUUAGUGAUAUGCUACUGCGAAGCAUUAAAGACAAAGAUGAUACGUUCUCUUUUGGCAAGGCAGCAAUCGCCUUCUCCCAUCUUGAAAAAAUUGCUCUUAACCUUUUCCGCUAUCCUUGGCGAUCAGAGUUUAGAACAAUAAAGCUGUACACGGGCACGUUCGUCUGUCAUGUGUCGGCGCACUUAUCGGCAACGCAUAGGAUCCUUGAACAACUGGGCUACAGGAAGCUAGCAUACAGCAGGGAUGUGUUCUACCUGCAUGGGCGCACUGAUCCAGAUGUGACAGCUACGGUGGCGUUCGACUGUUUUCUUGCAUAUGCAGAGUGCUGCAUUCAGAAAGAGAUAUAUUCCAGAACACGCCACCAAGGCUACUCUAUGACACAGGUAGUCGAUUUUAGGAUGCAGGUUUCAGGGGAUAGAACAGCAAGCGUAGCCUCCCUUCUACAGCAGCCACCGGUUAGGUUAAGGAAGGUCGGUUCGUUAAUUGCCAACGGAAGCCAUAGUUCAUCCUCAGAAUCACUCACAAAGCCUAUUGACCAGCACAUCGUCGCAGACACAAAACCUCCAACUAAUGAUAAAAAGACUCACCAGUCUGCUGACGGCAAGAAGUUUGUCGAGCCAAAGCGCACAAAGCCAGUGAAGGGCAGCUCUUUCCACUCCCUACGCAAAUAUAUAAACGGUGCCAAAAACAGCGUUCUUCCGAGGCAUCUGAAGAAGGACAUCGAAACAUCACAGUUGCCCUGCUCGCAGACACUGCCACCGCCACUGCCAGGGAAAUCGAGUGUCAUGCGUCCUCGUGCUUGCCAAAUGCUGUUGCUGGUGCACCCACAGGCAUCCGUUAGGGCACAGGCGAUUGGAGCAGCUCACCACGGCAACACGCAGAAGGCGGUCACGGCGAUCUCCCUGCAGCUCAGCAAGGCCUCAACGAUAAGUCGAGCGAGCAACGUUGUAGAAGAGAUGCGGCGGUCAGGGUCCCCAAAAUUUGCCCGCAGCAUUUCCGCCAAGUCGCAGCAAUCGAAGCCGGAAAUUUUUGUGGAUGGGCCAGGUGUUGACAGGUGCGCAGGCAAGUGGGUCAGCGUUGAAGCAGGGCUUACUGUCACCAGGCAGCCAAAUGUCUAUUCUAAUAGUUACUCCAACAGUAAUGAUGACGAUGACGCCCACAAUGCUUCAGGGAUGCCUCUACGUCAGUUCAUAGAUCACGAGGAGAAGCCAGCGCUGCACCACAUGCCACACACUUAUGAUCUCUCUGGAAUUCACCACAGCCUUCCCAGAAGUUACCGACUGGAGAGCAGGCCAAGCUACACAGAGGAACGACUACGCAAUGGAAGUAGGGAGCUUUCGGCCCCUAAAAAAUCUCAGCCAAUGCAGGGGGAAGCCAUGCCAUGGCAAGGCAUAGUGCCUGUUCCCUAUACAUUUGCCUCGGUAGUGAAUGGCUCAAAUGAUGCCAUAACAACUGACCGUGCAGCAUACAGGCAGGAGCGUCCUGAGUCGCAUCUCAGGCACUCCAAUGGGGAACUGAUAAGCAGCAAUGGCACCCUCAAUACGACUAGUCUUCUUGACGUGCACUGUUCUCCAUACUUGCGUCAUCAUAACAACGUUCACAGAGCUGGCACCAACAACGUGCCACCUUUAAGAGAUGGAAGGUUUGCAACCGAGGGUGAGGUCAUGUUGGCAACGCAAGUAUGGGACGGUGACAGGUGUGACAAGCAAGACCUAACUAGGCGGAGUUUUUAUGACAACUUGCUGGAUCUCGAUGACUUUCUCAACAUUGUGAACAAAAACUGUAGCAUUGAUGGUGUAGACCACUUUUUCCCAGUGGAGCGAGGGUGGACAUGCCCUCAGUGUAGGUGUACCAAUCCAGCAGAGUUACCCUCAUGCAAAAGGUGUGCCAGCAGGUGGGUAGACUUUCCCAGCCUGCACAACUGGAUUCCUUGUCCUGGAUGUGGUAAAAACAACCCAAAGGAGGCACUUACCUGCACCUGGUGUGAGAGUUUUCUUAGGGGGCGUUCCACCUACAUAUGACUGCGUACAAUCAUUUGUACAUUCAACCCGACUUUCUUUGUUAAUUAUGUGUUUUGCAUCGUCAGUGAUUCAGGGGUUUAAAUUUUGUUAUUUUGAUUGUUUGUAUUAGGAUGUUUAUAUUUCACUCUGUUAUGUUAAAUAUAAUGUCGAAUGAUGGGCAUGUUUGUGACGUCUACAAAAUCUUACUUAGCUCAAACUAGCCUUGAAGUGGAAAUAUGGAUGUGCCCACAUGCAAUGAUUAUGCCUGUAACAAGUGCCGACAGUUUGGGUUCAUGAAUGUUACAUUGUGUAUGCUGUUAUUUGUAUAUAUUAUAAAUAAGUUUAGCAAAAUAUCAGUUGAUUAUAAUUAAUAUUUGUUAGUAGAGAGGAACAUAUUACAUGCCAAUUACCAGGUAUUCAUUGGUCGUUUGCUAUGUAGUCUGUUAAAUCAAAAUGUACAUUUAGCUCCUGUCUGUGAUAAGGUCUGAGCUUGUAGCAGCUGGAAAUUAACAUGAAAAUAGACUACAUGCAAUAUGAUUGGAUUAACAUAUUGUAGAAGGCAGCUGGAUUCGUGGUAGAGCUAUCUAAUUGGUGUAGUGUUGGUGAGGAAGGCGCAUGACAGUCAGCGGCAUAUGUUGUGGUCCUGUGAUAUCUGGAAUGGAUGGCAGGUUUGUAGUGAACCAUAUGGAACUCAUUACAUCUCUGCAAAAAUGACAAGUGUAACAUUUAUAGGCAACACCAUGAAAUGAAAAACACAGCAGGUUUGAAGCAGCAUGUGAAUAGUACAGAAAGUAACAUUUGAUAUUUUUGUGGUCAUGAUUACAUCAUACCCACCAGCAUUUGGCCUGCUGUUACAAACUAAACGUCUGAUAUAACAAGGUGUAGCACACAUUUUCAUGAUUAUUUAUUCAGUUUUAUUGCGCACCAGCUCAUUAUUGUAUAUAUAUAAUUGUUAAGGAAGAUGGGAAGAAACGUUAUCAUGCCUACACUGUAAUGUUCGAAGUUAUUUACAUAUGCGUGACAAGAGUGCAGACCGUGUAUAGGAAUUAAAAAAAAAUAUAAGUUAGUUUCUAUCAUCUGCAUACAUGCAUGCAUGCAUGCGUGCGUGUGUUCAUAGACUCCCCACUGUGGAAAUGGAUGAAAGUGGAUGGAAGUGGACUUGGCAUCUAACUAAAAGUACACGUGCGCUGUUUUGGUUCGUUAGGUUUAGUUUAAUUUAGUAGUAAUUGGUUUUUUUCAGUGGCGGAUCUAGAGGGGGGGUUGCGACCCCCCGUUCAGCCACUGACUAAUGUUAUGAUACUAGUUAAAUGGGGGCACCCUAGCACCGCGUGCCUUCGGCACGCCUUCACGCAAAUAUCACCCCCCGCGUCUCCUGAUAGCUAGAUCCGCCACUGUAGUUUAUUAUAGAAUAUUGCAGUAAGUAUAGAGAUACGGGCUAUUUUCAUCUGGAUCUCUGCGUGCCUGUGUGGAACACGACGGUCACUUUUCGUUAGACGAGCCAUCUCGUAUGCACAUCAUGCAGAUGUUGAAAAUGCUUUUAAAACUAUGUCGUGACAUUAAUUAAGUACAGCUGUUUGAAAUAAUCAUGUGAUUAAAACAAUUAAAUAACCAAAACCAUGCUCAUACAGCUUUAUGUGA